Molecule: messenger RNA, 1053 nt
Organism: Lontra canadensis (Northern American river otter)
Lineage: Eukaryota; Metazoa; Chordata; Mammalia; Carnivora; Mustelidae
Gene: TIGAR
Product: TP53 induced glycolysis regulatory phosphatase
Exons: 6
Coding region: 233-1045 (270 amino acids)
Biological process (GO): fructose 2,6-bisphosphate metabolic process; regulation of pentose-phosphate shunt; fructose 1,6-bisphosphate metabolic process
Cellular component (GO): cytosol
Molecular function (GO): fructose-2,6-bisphosphate 2-phosphatase activity
Source: RefSeq, a predicted model, not a curated record
UCGCUCACCAAUCUCCGCCAGCCUGCGGGCCUCGAGUCCCCCUGGUUGGCCCCGCGGGGAUGACGUUGAUGGCCGCCUCGGCCUAUGGCGGCGGAGCCGGCCGGCCGGCGGGGCUUGGCGGAAGUGGUGUGGGCGAGGUGUCCCGCAGUGCGGAGAAGCGGCGCGCCGGAGGGUGCAGGGCCCGCGAGCCGAGCUGCGGCCACUACUUUCCGUCCCUCCGGGCGCCAGGAAGAUGACGCGCUUCGCUCUGACCGUGGUCCGGCAUGGUGAAACAAGAUUUAACAAGGAGAAAAUAAUUCAAGGACAAGGAGUAGAUGAGCCUCUUUCAGAAACUGGAUUUAAACAAGCAGCUGCUGCUGGCAUAUUUCUUAAUAAUGUGAAGUUUACUCAUGUUUUCUCCAGUGACCUCAUGAGGACGAAGCAGACUGUGCAUGGAAUUUUGGAGAAGAGCAACGUUUGCAAAGAUUUGACAGUCAAGUAUGAUUCAAGACUUCGAGAAAGAAAAUACGGGGUUGCAGAAGGCAGGGCCCUAAGUGAGCUAAGGGCCAUGGCCAAAGCAGCUGGGGAAGAAUGCCCUAUGUUCACACCACCUGGAGGAGAGACCUUAGACCAGGUGAAAAUGCGUGGAAAAGACUUUUUCGAUAUUCUUUGUCAACUGAUCCUGCACGAAGCUGGUCAGAAUGAACAGUUUUCCCGAGGAGCUCCAAGCAACUGUCUGGAAACUUCUCUGGCAGAGAUAUUUCCUUUAGGAAAAACCUGUGCCUCUGAAUCUAAUUCAGACAGUGACGCACCAGGAUUAGUGGCCAGUGUCUUAGUUGUGAGUCAUGGUGCUUACAUGAAAAGCCUGUUUAAUUAUUUUCUGACUGACCUUAAGUGUUCCUUACCCUCUACUCUGAACAAAUCCGAAUUUAUGUCAGUCAGUCCCAACACAGGGAUUAGUCUCUUUAUCGUAAACUUUGAGAAAGGAAGAGAAGUGAAUCCAACAAUCCAGUGUGUUUGUAUGUACCUACAGGAUCAUCUGAAUGGAGGGACUGAAACUCGCUAAAAUUUAAA